Messenger RNA from Blastomyces dermatitidis ER-3, 3272 nucleotides. Its product is annotated as aromatic amino acid aminotransferase. Gene Ontology annotation, molecular function: pyridoxal phosphate binding; transaminase activity. NCBI's taxonomy places the organism in Eukaryota, Fungi, Ascomycota, Eurotiomycetes, Onygenales, Ajellomycetaceae. The transcript has 3 exons. The coding region runs from base 752 to 2797 and encodes 681 amino acids. Gene Ontology annotation, biological process: biosynthetic process. The record is from RefSeq and is a predicted model, not a curated record.
GUUACCGUCUUUUCUUCCAUUAUUGGUUGUCGAUCUAUUUUUAACCCAUCAGCUGCCCUUCUAGGCUUUCUUCCCCCCUUGAUUUGCAUCCGAUUUCCCCUCUCUCUACGCAGUACGGAGUACUACGGAGUACAUUGUCCUUCCUUGCUGGUCGCGGCUGGCCCGCUGCUUAUCCCGUCGCGGCGUAUCAGGGUUCGGCUGGCGGUACGGGAUGAGUGGAGAGGAGGAGCCCUUGUAGAAAUAUAAGUGGAAAUCUCAAUACCGGACGGAACUCGAGAACUCGGCGCUGAAAUCACCCCUAAAACUAAUAGGGGUUGCACGCCUAAUUGGUCCGCUGGAACUGUAGGCGUUCCCCCCGGAGCCAGCCCCCCCACCUGUACCAUCGUUACCAUUUAUAUUUCUAUAGUCCGUAUACUUAUAAAACUUACGAGUUGACUGCCCGCCCUGCCCUGCCUUUACAUCUCCAUCCGCGCCUGACCCGUUCCAGCAUAGUUUUAUAUCUGAACGGUUUACUCCCUACCCGCCAGGCGAAUACGAACUCCUUUGAUUCCUGGCUUUGAAAUCAAGGACAUCGAUACCAGCAAGGCCAGAUAUUCUCUACCUAUCUUCGAACGAAAACUCCAAAGAGAGACAGACAAUACAUAAAUAUCGAACAAACGGCGAAACAGUUAAAAUCCAACCACCGCCAGGAACUUUCCGAUUGGGCUAUUGUUAUGUAUGCCUAAGUAUUUCUCUCGAAUCAUUUCAUAAAAUGGCGGCCAAUAAAUAUGCAAUUGGGUCACUUAUCCCGAAACUUUCCUACAACCAGCACCACCAAGAACAAGACACCACCACCACCACCACGACGAAAAUCAAAUACCCCAAACACAAGCCCAAUGAAGCCAAGAAAGCGAAGAAUGGACUCCUUCCAAAGCAGCCUCCUGUUGAUCUGUCCCAUCACUUCUCCGUUGCGGCGAAAAAUCGGAUGGGAAGCGACGUAAAGAAGUUCUACAAGUACUUUGCGAUACCGGGCAUCCAUAACCUAGCAGGAGGACUUCCCAAUUCCUCAUAUUUCCCAUAUGAUACCCUGGAGGCCACCGUCGCGCUUCCAACUCGAAUCAACCCACCCGCCUCCACCAACCCAGUCACUACGCAGGUUGAAGAGGACGAGAUCCUAUUGUUAUCAACCCCACCCCCAACAGCCCGACUCACCAUCCCAAAAGAAAGCAACAACUCCAACUCCGCAACCCGAAUCGACCUUGCCACAGCCCUGCAAUAUGGCACCGCACAAGGCUACCCACCCCUCCUCUCCUUCAUCCGCCAAUUCGUCCGCGAAAAUCUGCACCCAAAUGUCCCCUACUCAGACGGACCAGAAGUGAUUCUCACAUGCGGUGCCACAGACGGCUUCUCCAAGACCAUCGAGGCACUGACGAAUGUCUGGGAUAAGGACCGUGAUUGGGCUAGAGAUAGAGAAUGUAUCCUGUGCGAGGAAUUUGUGUAUAUGAACGCCAUACAGACUGUGAGGCCGCGGGGUAUCAAUGUCGUGACUGUAGCUAUGGAUUCGGAUGGGAUGAUGGUAGAUGGGGAGCGCGGGUUGAAGAGUAUUCUUGAAAAUUGGGAUUUUAGUCGUGGGAAGAGGCCGCAUUUGAUGUAUACGGUGACAAUCGGACAGAACCCAACCGGCGCCGUCCUCCCUGUCCCAAGACGCAGGGAGCUCUACGCCCUCUGCCAGAAAUACGACAUCAUUAUCAUCGAAGACGACCCGUAUUGGCACCUCCAAUACCCCUCCGCUGCUCACGAGCUCGAAGCACACUUCCGCGGCUGCGGCAGCAGCAGCAACGCUCUCAAUCCUCACCCCACUACACCCAACUACAAUGCCCACGGCAAACCAUCCGGCUACCAUUUCCUCGACUCCCUUGUCCCCUCCUACCUCUCUAUAGACACAGACGGCCGCGUGGUCCGCCUCGACACGUUUUCCAAAAGCAUCGCGCCCGGCUGUCGACUAGGCUGGCUUACGGCGCAGCCGAAGGUUGUAGAGCGGAUUCUGUAUAUUACGGAGACGAGCACGCAGCAGCCAUCUGGGUUCGUGCAGGCGAUGGUUGCGGGGUUGAUUGUGGGUGGUGGUAGUGCAGGGAGUGAGGAAAAGCUUGGCGAGUUUAGUGAGGAGAAAUGUACUGGUGGUGGUGGGAGGCAGUCUGUCAGCUGGAAGACGGAUGGAUGGGUGCGGUGGCUGGAAGGGUUGCGGGCUGGUUACGAAUGGCGCAUGCGUACUAUGUGCACGAUUUUGGAGGAAGGGAGGUCGAUUAUCGAGCACUCUCCCCCCACCGACACUUCUGCACGCUACAGCGAUAACUACAUUGAUGAGGAUAAUGACGAUGACGACGACGACGAUGACGACUGGCAACUCCUCCACAAAACCCCACUAUACACCUUCCAAUUCCCCCGCGGCGGCAUGUUCGUCUGGGUGCGCAUGUGUUUCGAGACACACCCUCUCUGGUCCCGCGGCGAUAUAUCUACUAAACGACUAUCCACCGCGCUCUGGAAGCAUCUGAUGAAGAAGCCGUUCCUGUGUCUGGUGGCGCCGGGGGGGUUGUUUAAUCCAGUUAGUAGCGGCAGUGGUAAGGAUGCUGAAGGGGGUGGACGCAAUGAUGAUGAAUCAUUCAGGUAUUUCCGGUUGUGUUUUGCACCGAUACCGGAAGGGGAUGUAGGGGCCUCGGCUAAGGGGUUUGUGGAGGGUUGUAGAGAUUUCUGGGCGCGGAGGGAUUUGGAUGAGGAUGAGGAUGAGGAUGAAAAGGGAAGCGGGAGGGGGAAUAGAUGAGGUAGUAGGUUUAGUGGAACCCGUUUUUUGGCUUUCGUGAUAUUUUUGUUUUAUCUGUUUUGCCAUGCCAUGCUAGGGGUUUUUCAUAUCCAUCAGCAUACAUCAAUGAAGGCUGGCGUAUACACCGUUUCAUUGGAUAACUUAAGCCAAUUAUACCCAAUCUCAAUCUAUUUUAUUUGCCUUCAUUAAUGGCGGUAAUUUCGACGACCUUGCGUGCGUUCGGAAUUGAGCCUACAUCGAGUGUAUUUUUAUAUGUAACCUGGGUCAAUAUUUGCCCUGGCGACAAAGUCAACUCGACAUAUCAACACGCAUGAUCAACAUUCUAUGCAUCCCCACCAGGCCACUGUCUCUUGUAGUUAGGUAUUGGUGCUGUGCAUAUGCAGAGAUCCUAAGGUAAAAAAGGUAUCUCCAAUCGGACUGGAGUUGGACAAAACUGCCUCCAGAACCCCGCUAAAAUGUUUAUCCGCAGAAUGCC